AUGUCUUCUCUCAUUCAACCAUAUCUCGAGCUUGCCUUGGAACAACUAGAAGUUUACAAGGAUCAAUUGCUCGAGCAAAUGUCAUUGAUCUCCACGACCACAUAUGUCCUUACGAUCUUGGCCAUCUGUGUACCUCCUAUUGCCCUCUUGACUUUCUACGAACUCGAGCAGUCGCGACAACGUGCCGAACAACCCAAGGGUUGCAGAAAGCUCGGCUUGAAGAUCGAUAGUAAUCUUACGAAUGAAUUCGAUCCCAAAUUUUCCGAAGGUCGUCCUCCAAGUACGGAAGAAACAUCUGCAGAAUGGUGGAGAUUAAAGAGCAUGUGGAUUUAUCCAGUCAAGAGCUGUAAAGGGGUUGAAUUGGGUAGAGGAACCGUUAUUGCAACUGGAAUGGAAUACGAUCGUCAAUUUACUUUCGCACAAUUGAAAAGUCCAUUCCCCGUCUCCGAAAAUGAUCCCGAUCACAAAAAGGCCGCACACCAAUGGGAGUUCAUCACUCAACGACAAUUUCCAUUGCUGGCAAAAGUUAGGACUGAGAUGUGGGUUCCAGAUCAAAGUGUCGACACAUAUGCUCCUCAUAUUGAUGAUGUUGAGAGUGGAGGAGUUAUAAUUAUGAGCUUCCCAUAUCAAGAACCUGGAUGGAGAGGAACCGUCGCAAGUUGGGGUGCCAAAUUUAUGGGAACAGUUCCUGAAAAACAAUUCCGUGUGCCAUUUGAUCCAUCACCAGUACAAAUUGAGAAAGCAGGUUAUACUGUCGAGAAAAUGACGAUUUGGAAAGAAAGCGUUAGUGCUUUGAACGUGGAAAUUGAAAUCCCAGAGGAACUUAGAUAUUACCUUGGUAUCAGCAACAAGUUGGGUUUGUUCAGAGUCGACAGCGCGAAUCCUAGAGAAGUUUUCAGAAAUGCGCCUGCAAAGGAGCAACUUGGGUAUCAGCCAGUUACUGGAUUUCAGGAUGCUUAUCCCAUUCACCUUGUCAACCUUGCUAGCAUCAGAGAUGUUGAAAGUAAAAUGCCAAAGGAAAAGGGGGCACCUAGAUUAUCUGCAGGAAGAUUCCGUGCCAAUUUAAUCAUUACCGGACCUCCAGCUUACCAUGAAGAUGACUGGCGAAGAAUUAAGAUUGGUUUCUAUGAAUAUGAUGUUUCUUGCCGAACAGUACGAUGCAAAAUGCCCAAUGUCGAUCAAGAAACAGGAGUUAGACAUCCAUCCGAACCAGAUAAAACAUUACGAAGCUUCAGAGCUAUUGAUGAAGGAGCUGGUCAAAACCUUGGUUGUCUGGGUAUGCAAUUGGUACCAACCACUAAAAAUGGUGCUUUAAAGGUCGGAGAUGAAAUCACAGUUCUGGAAGUGGGUGAACAUCAUUACCAGAAAUUGUUUCCGGAAUUGAACAAUUAG
This is a messenger RNA of Sclerotinia sclerotiorum 1980 UF-70, 1392 nucleotides long. RefSeq lists its product as hypothetical. Gene Ontology annotation, molecular function: catalytic activity; molybdenum ion binding; pyridoxal phosphate binding. Bases 1 to 1392 code for a protein of 463 amino acids. NCBI's taxonomy places the organism in Eukaryota, Fungi, Ascomycota, Leotiomycetes, Helotiales, Sclerotiniaceae. The transcript is spliced from 3 exons. The record is from RefSeq and is a predicted model, not a curated record.